AUGGCUGCCCAGAAGGGCACAGAUGAAAUCCUGGAGGAGAACCAUUUGAACAAUAAUUUAGAGGAGCCAAAGCACAGCCUUGAGGAAGAAGGUAAUGAAGACAUAGAUCAGGAGGCCAUAAAGGAGAAGGAAGAGAGUGAGUAUGAGGAAGAUGGAGAGGAUGAUGUGAAAGAAGAUGAGAAUGAAGUGGAGGAGGAUGACAGUGAGUAUGAGGAAGAUGAAGAAGAUAAUGUGGAAGAGGAGGAGAAUGAAGUGGAGAAGGAGGAUGAAGAAGAGGAGGAUACAGAGGAGGAGUGCAGAGCCACAUCAGCCCACUCUGUGCCACUGGAGCAGCCAACUCAGUGCCCCAAGUGUGGGCAGAGCUUCCCACCCAGCUCAGAGGUGGCGAAGUCUCACUGCCCCCACCCCAGUGCCCAGCCCUUUGUCUGUGGUGACUGUGGGCACAGCUUCAGCCUCAGGUCCAAGUUCACCCAGCACCACAAGGUCCACAGAAGGAAGCAGCUGUACACCUGUGGUGGCUGCAGCAAGAGCUUCACUCGCAGCCUGACUCUCAUCGCCCACUGGCACAGCCACACCGGGAAGAAGCCCUUUGCCUGCAGCGAGUGCAGCAAGAGCUUCCGGCACAGCUUGUGUUUCCUCCAGCACCGCCGUGUCCACACCGGUGAGAGGCCUCAUGCCUGCAGUGACUGUGGCAAGAGUUUCCAGGGGGACUCGAUGCUCACUGCUCACUGGCAGGUCCGUGCUGGUGAGAAACCCUUCAGCUGCAGCGAGUGCGGCAAGAGCUUCAGCGUCAGCUGCCACCUGUUCCGGCACCGCCGUGCCCACACCGGUGAGAAGCCGUACCGCUGUGCCGGCUGUGGCAAGAGCUUCUGUUGGAGCAAGACCCUCAUCGCCCACUGGCGUGUGCACACUGGCAAGAAGCUGUUUGCCUGCACCAGCUGUGACAAGACCUUCAGCCACAUCUCUCACUUCCUCCAGCACUGCCAUGUCCACGCCAGUGAGCGGUUGUGCAACUGCAGUGAUAGCAGCAAGAGCCUCAGUGGCAGCUCUGACCACAGCCAGCAGCUCUGCAACCACUUCUCUGAGGGCCAUGGGCUGUGCAGCAGCGAGGAGAAGCUGCCAGAUCCUGAAGUCAUUACCAGCAGCUGCAGCAAGUGCCUGCAGAGCUUCAGCAACCACUCGGCCUUGGUGCAGCACAGGCGGACCCACAGGGGUGAGAUGCCACAUGGCUGUGCUGACUGUGGCAAGGGCUGCAGCUCCAAAUUCAGUCUCACCCAGAACCACCAAAACAGAACUGGGGAAAAGCCAUUCCAGUGUGCUGACUGCAGCAAGAGCUUUGCCCGCAGGUCCACCUUAGCCCGUCACCGCUGGGUGCACACUGGUGAGAGGCCUCAUGUCUGUGAUGACUGUGGUAAGACCUUCACCUGCAGGUUCAACUUAGCCCGGCACUGCCGUGUGCACGCAGGUGAGAGGCCUCAUGUCUGUGGUGACUGUGGUAAGAGCUUCACCCGCAGGUUCAUCUUAGCCCAGCACUGCCAUGUGCACACAGGCGAGAAACCCUUCACCUGUGCCACCUGUGGCAAGAGCUACAAAAACAGAUCCAACCUGACUUGGCACUGCCACACCCACACUGGUGAGAAGCCAUACCAGCGUGCUAAGUGUGGAAAGAACUUCAACUCCAGACGCAGCCUCACCCAGCACCACAGUAUCCACACUGGUGAACAGCCCUACCAGUGUGCUGAGUGUGGCAAGAGCUUCACCAGGAAAUCUCAUCUCACCCAGCACUGCCAUGUUCACACAAGUGAGAAGCCUCAUGUCUGUGGGGACUGUGGUAAGAGCUUCACCCGCAGAUCUCAUCUCACCUAUCACCGCCAUGUUCACACAGGUCAGAAACCCUUCACCUGUGCCAGCUGUGGCAAGAGCUAUGUUCACAGGUCCAACCUCGCCCGGCACAUUCGAAUCCAUGCCUGUGACCAGCCCACACCAAAUGUCACAUUCAUGGAUAACCUGAGUUAUGGCCUCCAUGGAUCGAAAGUGCAGCGGGAGGUCGGAGACGCACUGUGGGAUGCGGUUCUUAGCAACGGCACAGACUUUGAGUCGCCCCUCCAGCUAAGUCCCGCCCGGCGGGAGGUGCUCCGCGCGUUACUAAAGAUGACAGCCGAAAGAAACACGGCGGCGGUGGUCCUGUUACUUCUCCUGCCGGCCGCUACGAACAGCUCUGACGCCCCGCGCGUCCCCGCGGAUGACUGCGUGCGAUAUGGGACACGGACUUUUAGUUUUCAGCCGGUAAAAGACGUUACUGAAGGUACAGAGGAACGGACGAGGAUGGAAAAUCAUGUCAUCCUUAGUCGGAUAUCUGUACCUCACGGCGAUGAGAAGCCUGGCCCAAAUCUCUGGGUGACCUUCUACAGGCAGGCAGAGAACUGUGAGUGGGAAGAAGAAUGA
Molecule: messenger RNA, 2445 nt
Organism: Pogoniulus pusillus (Red-fronted tinkerbird)
Lineage: Eukaryota; Metazoa; Chordata; Aves; Piciformes; Lybiidae
Product: zinc finger protein 345-like
Exons: 7
Coding region: 1-2445 (814 amino acids)
Source: RefSeq, a predicted model, not a curated record